This is a messenger RNA of Thermothelomyces thermophilus ATCC 42464, 5655 nucleotides long. RefSeq lists its product as uncharacterized. Lineage: Eukaryota; Fungi; Ascomycota; Sordariomycetes; Sordariales; Chaetomiaceae. The transcript has 3 exons. Gene Ontology annotation, molecular function: RNA binding; protein binding. Bases 112 to 5568 code for a protein of 1818 amino acids. The record is from RefSeq and is a predicted model, not a curated record. Gene Ontology annotation, biological process: rRNA processing. Gene Ontology annotation, cellular component: nucleolus; small-subunit processome.
UCAAAACGGCAUUCUGUGAAGGCGCCUUGAAGUUGGAGGAGCUGGUGCGCAGAGGAAGCAGUUUCGCGAUUGCUCCCCAGUUGCUGCACUCCAAGCAGCCACGCCGUCACCAUGGGUUCUUUAAAACGCAAAGAGGGCCCCAACGGCGCCUCGGCCUCGAAAUCAAAUCGAGCCGCCCCCGAGUCGCGGCCCUCGAAACGGGCGAAAGCGAGUGAGUCGGCGAAGGCGAAGGACGACAGCAAUAAGGGGGCAAAGGAGUCCAAGCCCCCGGCGAAGCCGCCUGCCACUACCGUGAUCUCGAAACCAAAGGAGGAAGAGCCCUUGUUUCCGCGAGGCGGCGGGAGCGUCCUGACGCCCCUCGAACAGAAGCAGAUCUCGAUCCAAGCGAGGAAGGAUGUCUUGUUCGAGGAGCAGUCCGAGAGCAAGAAGGGAGACAAGGCGGCCAAGAAGAAGAGGCGCAAGUCGCAGGUCGAUGCGACGGUGGCAAAAGCCACCAAGGAUGAGGAUGCGGUCAAGGUGGAAAGUCUGAAUUUCAAGCGAUUGGUCAAGGGCUCACUGGUCCUCGGAACCGUUUGCGCCAUCAACCCCCUCGACAUCGCCGUUGCCCUCCCGAAUAACCUUGUCGGUCAUGUGCCCAUCACCUCCAUAUCCGAGUCUUUGACGCAGCGACUCCAGGAGAGUGCUGAGAAGGAGGAGGCGGAGGAGGAGGAAGAAGAAGAAGAAGAGGAGGAGGGAGGCGGGUCCGGUGAAAGGGGUGCCGACGACGUUGACCUGAACGGCUUAUUCUACAUCGGCCAGUACGUGCGCGCCUAUGUAACGUCGACGCUAGACGAGUCAACACCCGGGAAAUCAAAACGUCACAUUGGCUUGUCGCUGGAGCCAGCCCAUGCCAACACCGGAAUGUCGGAGCAGGACUUGGUUGAGAACAGCACGCUCAUGGCCUCGGUUGCCAGCAUCGAGGAUCACGGCUUCGUCAUGAAUAUAGGCAUCGCCGACUCCGACGUGAAGGGAUUCCUGCCGCGCAAGCAGCUUGACAAGAGCAUCCCCCCCGAGAACCUCCAGCCGGGAUCGGUUCUCCUCUGCAUCGUGACGGGCAGGGCCGCCAGCGGAAAGGUUGUGCAGCUCUCCACGCUCUCCGAUCGCCUCGGCAACCCCAAACACAACCCUGCCGAAGCGACCACGAUUGGCUCCUUUCUGCCCGGUGCCGCAGCCGAUGUUCUCGUGUCCGAGGUAUCCCAGCACGGUGUCAUUGGCAAGGUGAUGGGCCAUCUGGACGUGACAGCAGAUCUUGUUCACUCUGGUGCCGGGCCCGAUGGUGUCGACAUCGUCAACCAGUACAAGGUGGGCUCGCGCCUCAAGGCCAGGAUCAUCUGCACGUUCCCGAAUGCGAAGUUGCCCAAGCUGGGCAUCUCCCUCCUGCCACAUGUCGUCUCGCUGAAGCCCAAGAUCGCGAACAAAGACGGUCAGGAGCUCUUACCAACAGCGAUCCUUGCUCACUCGGCCAUUGUGAACGAGUGCACAGUACGGAAAGUGGAACCUGGCAUUGGCCUGUACGUCGAUGUUGGCGUCGAAGGCGUCCCGGGGUUCGUACACAUCUCGAGGGUCAAGGACGGCAAGGUCGACACCUUGUUUGAAAACAGCGGUCCUUACAAGGUCGGCUCGGUCCACCCCGGCCGCGUGGUCGGCUACAACAACUUUGAUGGCAUGUUCCUCCUCUCGUUCGAGAAGAAGGUGCUAGAGCAACCUUUCCUGAGGAUCGAGGAUAUCCCCAUAGGGGCAGUGGUCCCCGGCGUGGUGGAGAAGCUUGUCAUCAACCAAGACGGCCUCGGCGGUCUCAUUGUCAACAUCGCCCAAGGCAUUUCCGGCCUGGUUCCCGAGAUGCACCUUGCCGACGUCCACCUUCAGCACCCCGAGAAGAAAUUCAGGGAAGGCAUGAAAGUCAAGGCUCGCGUCCUGUCGACGAACCCGGCGAUGCAUCAACUUCGCCUGACGCUGAAGAAGACGUUGGUCAACUCGGAAGCGCCGGCGAUCAAGUCCUACGAUGAGCUCGCAGUCGGCCUGCAGGCACCGGGCACGAUUGUGAACGUGCUUCAGCACGGCGCCAUCGUCCAAUUCUACGGCCAGCUCCGUGGCUUCCUGCCCGUCUCGGAGAUGAGUGAAGCCUACAUCAGCGAUCCCAAGGAGCACUUCCGCGUGGGUCAGACCGUCAGCAUCUACGUCCUCAGCUUCGAUCCCGAAACUCGCAGGCUCAUUGUUUCGUGCAAAGACCCCUCUGCUUUCGGUCUAGAAAAGCAGCUCGCUCUCAAGAAGCUACAGAUUGGCGACCUCGUAUCGGCCAAGGUUACGCAGAAAACCGAGGACGACGUCUUCGUCGAGCUCACUGACAGCUCGCUAAAGGCCAUCCUUCCCGUGGGACACCUAACCGAUAAGUCGGUCAGCAAGACGCAAUCGGCCCUCAAGAAGAUUCACGUCAACCAAACGCUCUCUGAUCUGGUCGUGCUCGAGAAGAACGAGGCCCGGCGGUCCAUCAUUCUCUCUCACAAGCCCAGCCUCGUCCAGGCGAGCAAAGAAGGAAAACUUCUUCGGAGCGUGGACGAUGCCCGGCUGGGGGACACGGUCGCUGGUUUCGUCCGCAACAUCACUGCCACGGCCGCUUUCGUGCAGUUUGCAGGAAACCUGACCGCUCUGCUCCCCAAGACGAAGCUGCCCAAAGAUGCGCAGGACAAGCUCAACUUUGGGUUGUUCAAGUCGCAGUCCCUUGCCGUCAAGAUAACCUCCAUCGACAGGGACCUGGGGCGGCUGCUGGUUGCCAUCCCGUCGGUCUCGGAUGAGGAGGCGAGGAAGUCGUCCAAACCCGCCGACAGGGCGGUCAACGCAUUGGACGACUCAGUCUCCUCGAUGGAUGACCUCAAAAUUGGCAAAAUCACCAAGGCUAGAGUGAAGUCAGUCAAAGAGACGCAGCUCAACGUGCAGAUUGCGGAUAACGUUCAAGGGCGGAUCGACGUGUCACAGAUUUUCGAUAAGUGGGAGGACAUUCCGGACUCGAGGAGGCCACUGAAGCGAUUCAAGCAGAACGACAUACUGGAGGCUCGCGUUCUCGGCAUCCAUGACGCCCGCAAUCACCGCUUCCUUCCAAUCACCCACCGAUCCAGCCACUCGGUCCUGGAAUUGUCGGCGAAGCCCAGCGAUUUGAAACCAGACACGCUUCCUGAGCCGUUAUCUCUCGACAAGAUCGAGCCUGGUUCCAGCUACAUCGCCUUCGUUAACAAUGUCGCCUCCAGCUAUUUGUGGGUGAAUCUGUCGCCGAACGUUCGUGGGAGAAUCAGUGCCAUGGAAGCGUCUGAUGACCUAUCCAAAUUGGCAAAUCUGGAGAAGAGCUUCCCCGUGGGCUCGGCGCUACAGGUGCGGGUUCUUUCCGUGGACAAGGAGAAGCAAAGGGUCGACCUCUCCGCCCGAGCGCCUGGUGAGGCGGCCCAGCUUUCCUGGGAUAAGAUCCAGCAAGGCUUGGUUUUGCCGGCGAAGGUCACCAAGAUCAAUGAUCGUCAGGUCGUCGUCAAGCUGAGCGAGUUGGUUGCCGGGCCUGUGCAUCUGGCCGACCUGGCCGAUGACUACGAUGAAGCCAACCCCCUGUCGCAUUCCAAGAACGAAAUCGUGCGGGUAGCGGUCGUUGAGGUGGACAAGAGCAACAAGAGAUUGAGGCUAUCUAUGCGGCCCUCAAGAGUCCUUAACUCGUCCCUGCCCGUCAAGGACAAGGAGAUCACGAAGAGCACCAAGCUCGAGGUUGGCGACAUCAUUCGCGGCUUCGUUAAGAACGUCUCGGACAAGGGUCUGUUCGUGUCGCUCGGCGGUGAUGUUGUGGCUCACGUCAAGAUCAAGAACCUCUCCGAUGCGUACCUGAAGGACUGGAAGGAGCACUUCCAGGUUGACCAGCUCGUCAAGGGCCGCAUCAUCUCCGUGGCGGACGGCCGCAUCGAGAUGGACCUCAAGCCGUCCGUGGUGGAGCAGGACUACGUCCCUCCGAUCACCAUUGCGGACCUGAGGGAGGGCCAGAUCGUAACUGGCAAGGUGCGCAAGGUCGAGGAAUUCGGUGCCUUCGUUGAUAUCGACGGUUCGAUGAAUCUUUCUGGUCUGUGCCACCGCAGCGAGAUGGCCGACCGGAAUGUGAAGGACGCCAGGACGCUGUACAACGAGGGCGACCGUGUCAAGGCCCGCGUCCUGAAGGUCGACCUCGAGAAGAAACGCGUCAACCUCGGGCUGAAGCCCUCGUACUUCAAGGACGACGAGGUGGACGAUAUGGACGUUGAUAGCGAGGAAGAGGAUGCCGGUGCGGCUCUGAAUGGCGAAGAGGAUAGUGGAGACGAAGAGAUGAGCGACGCUGGUGGUGCUAUCCUCGUUGGCGGCUCCGAUGAUGACGACGAUGAGGAAGAUGAGGAAGACGAUGAUGAAGGGAAGAGCGAUGUCGAGAUGGGCGAAGCGCCAGAGGAGGGACUCACGGGUCUCGAGGCCGGCGGCUUCGACUGGACGGCCGACGCCCUCGACGCCGACGAGGAUGCAAAGGCCGGCCCGGCCGACGAGCCGAUCAAGAAGACCAAGAAACGCCGGGAGCCCCAGGGCAUCGUCGAUAAGACGGCCGAGCUCGAUAUCAACGGGCCGCAAACCUCGAGCGACUACGAACGUCUCCUGCUGGGUCAGCCAGAUUCGUCGGAGCUCUGGAUCGCCUACAUGGCGUCCCAGAUGCAGAUUAACGACCUGGCCAGCGCGAGACAGGUAGCGGAGCGGGCGCUCAAGACGAUCAACAUCAAGGAAGAGACCGAGAAGCUGAACGUCUGGAUCGCCUACCUCAACCUGGAAGUCGCCUACGGCACCGAAGAGACCGUAGAGGAAGUCUUCAAGCGCGCAUGCACCUACAACGACGACCAGGAAAUCCAUGAGCGCCUUGCCAGCAUCUACAUCCAGUCGGGCAAGCACAAGGAGGCCGAGAGACUCUUCGAGGAGAGGAUCCUCAAGAAAUACGGCUCGCGCUCCCCACACGUCUGGAUCAACUACGCGCACUUCCUCCACACCAAGGCCAACCAGCCGGAGCGCGCGCGGGCCCUGUGCAAGCGCGCGACGCAGAUCCUGUGCAACCCGGCCAACGUGCACACCAACCCGUCCCAGGUGUACCUCACGCUGCUGCCCAAGUUCGCGGCGCUGGAGUUCCGGUCGCCCAGCGGCGACCGCGAGCAGGGGCGCACCCUCUUCGAGCAGCUGCUCGCGACGUACCCGCGCAAGUUCGACCUGUGGAACCAGCUGGCCGACCUCGAGACGUCAUCGUUCCGCGACGGCGUGGACGACGUCGGCGUGGUGCGGGACCUGUUCGAGCGCGGCAGCAAGGUCAAGGGGCUGAAGCCGCGCCAGGCCAAGGCCUGGUUCCGGCGGUGGGCCAAGUGGGAGGAGGAGAAGGGAGAUGCCAAGAGCCGAGAGAGGGUGUCGGCCAAGGCGCAGGAGUGGGCUCGGAUGGCGGGCAAGAAGUUGGACGAUGGCAAGAAGGGGGCCGAUGGCGAGGCGAGCGAGGGCGAGGAGCAGUGAAAAUUCCCGACCGCGCGUGAUUCUCUCUCUCUGAGGAUGUGGUGGCUGUGAAGGGUACGGUGGUUGCUUGAGUUGCCUGGUUUGUCU